AUGUCGAAGAUCAUCGUGAUCUCUUUUUUUUUAAAUUUCUGUGAGGUUGGUAGCGACGACAUGGCUACAGCUAGAAAGGAAGAGGCGAUACCACCUGGUAGUGGUGCAAGCCCAACUGGAUCUAGAGCUGGGUUGUUCAGGACACCAAUUUCAGGUGGUGUGCAUAGUGCAACAUCUGCUCAUGACUUGCCUCCACCCGCCUUGGCUGUUCGUAACCUGAUGGAACAGGCCAGGUUUGCUCAUCUAUGUACUGUGAUGUCUCGGAUGCAUCACCGCCGUGCAGGGUAUCCAUUUGGUUCUUUAGUCGAUUUUGCAGCUGAUUCAAUAGGCCAUCCUAUUUUUUCGCUUUCUCCAUUGGCCAUCCACACCAGGAACUUAUUGGCAGAUUCAAGAUGCACUCUUGUUGUGCAAAUUCCAGGGUGGAGUGGGCUAUCAAAUGCUCGUGUGACAAUAUUUGGUGAUGUUUUCCCUCUUCCUGUUGACAAACAGGAAUGGGCUCGUCAACAAUUCAUUUCAAAACACCAACAGUGGGCAUCUCAACAAUGGGGGAACUUUUAUUAUUGCAGGAUGGAUACCAUAAGCGAUGUAUAUUUCAUUGGAGGAUUUGGAACUGUCCAGUGGAUCGAUGUCAAGGAGUAUGAAAGCCUUCAACCUGACAAGAUUGCUGUUGAUGGUGGAGAGCAAAACUUGAAAGAACUUAACGCAAUCUUCUCGAAGCCGCUUAGAGAAAUCUUAUCUACUGAAGGAGAGAUAGAUGAUGCAGCUCUCAUAUCAGUAGACAGCAAGGGUACAGAUAUUCGGGUUCGACAGGGUGCUCAGUUUAACAUUCAGAGGUUGUCAUUUGAAGUGGAGCAUGGUGUUGGGACUUUGGAGGAGGCUAAGAAAGCUCUUCAGAAAAUAAUCAACAGAGGGUGUAAUCAGAGAAAAAAAUUAUAAAAGUUGAUCUGAACAACUCUGUUACCGUUUGUCAAACAGAGUAGAAAUAUAAGGCCACUUGAAAUAAAUGAGAUAUUCCAGCUGCUGUUGCUGUUGCUGUUGCUGUUGCUGUUGCUGCUGCUGUUGCUAUUGCUGUUGCUGUUGCUAUUGCUGGUGAGUGAAAACCCACCAUUUCUCUUAAGUGAUAGAAGAGUAAUUGUAUAACUUUUAUGGUUUGUAUAUGUAAUCUUUCAUUGUUAUAGUUUGUAAAGUUUGUUAGAGAUUCAGUGUGGCAAUUUAGAAAUAAAAUUCCUAAGUAAAUGCAUAUAUUAAAUGUGAUUUUCUUGUUUUUUGCA
Molecule: messenger RNA, 1271 nt
Organism: Dendrobium catenatum
Lineage: Eukaryota; Viridiplantae; Streptophyta; Magnoliopsida; Asparagales; Orchidaceae
Exons: 9
Coding region: 1-936 (311 amino acids)
Source: RefSeq, a predicted model, not a curated record